AUGGGCUCUAAGAAAUACUUUGGCCUCCAAGGCCACGCCCUAAGUAGGCUGCAGACCGCUCUCAUCGUCGCCCCGUCCUUCAUCCUUUUCGGGUACAACCAAGCCGGCAUCGGUGGUUUAAUAACGGAGGAGGAUUGGGUUAAGACGUUCCCCGAGAUCGACACGGUGAACGCGACGAAAGCCGUUAAGAGCCAGAGGACGACACUCCAGGGUUUCGUUGUUGCGGUAUUUGUUAUUGGUGCCCUCUUCGGUUCGCUGUCUUGCUCGUACUCUGGAGAUCGGUUCGGUCGUCGUAAUGUCAUCUUCUUCGCCGCUAUAUGCACGCUAAUCGGCGAGAUCCUCGAGGCCUCCGCAUUUGGGCUGCCGCAGUUCAUCGUCGGUCGUGUCAUCACCGGAUUGGGGGUUGGUCAACUGAGCUCUCUUGUCCCUGUCUGGCAGUCUGAGACGAGCGGUGCCAAGAAUCGGGGCAGACAUGUGGUGUUGGAUGGACUGUUCAUUUGUCUAGGCUAUGUCCUCGAAUCGUGGAUCGACCUAGGCUUCUUCGAACUGCACCACGGACCGGCGACUUGGCGUGUACCGAUUGCCAUCGCGGCCAUCUUCUCGAUCAUCCUGUCGUCGUCGAUUUACAUGUUCCCUGAAUCUCCCCGAUGGCUGUUGAUGGUGAACCGGGGUGAUCAGGCCCGUGACAGUCUCGCUGUGCUACGAGGGCUGCCCCAGGACUCCGAGGAGGUGCAAGCUGAGAUUGCGGGUAUCGAACACAGCCUCGAGAUAACGGCGGCUGGGGGCGCGAAACUGAGCCAUCUCCUUAAGAUGGGUGAGGACAAACUAGCAUACCGGUUUGGGCUUUGUAUCUUACUGCAGUUUUACCAGCAGAUGUCUGGAAGCAACCUAAUCAGCGUAUAUGCCCCAAUCCUCUUCCAAGAGAACCUCGGUCUAAGUAGUGAGAUGUCGCGAGUACUGUCGGCCGGUGCCCUGACGUGGAAAUUCCUCUCGUCGUUCCUAGCCUUCGUGGCCAUCGACAGAUUCGGCCGUCGCGCAGUCUUCAUCGUCAGCGGUGUCGGCAUGUCGUGCUGCAUGGUGGCGCUCGCCGUCGCGACUUCGUUCCCAACAUCGAACCGUUCUUCCCAGAUCGCAGCUGGCUGUUUCAUUUAUCUGUACAAUAUGUUCGUGCCGAUCGGGUUCCUCGGCGCCAAUUUCUUGUACUGUACUGAAGUCGCGCCGCUGCGUCUAAGAAUGGCUAUGAGUUCGAUUUCGACUGCCAAUCAUUGGGCUUGGAAUUUCCUCGUCGCAAUGGUGACGCCGAUAGCUAUCUACAGCAUCGGGUGGCAGUACUACAUCGUAUUCGCGACAAUCGCGGCGUGCGUACCGGUUUCCGUCUACUUCCUGUUCCCGGAGACGAUGGGCCGUAGCCUUGAGGAGAUCGAUCUCGUAUUCAAGCGGUCGCCGUCCGCCUGGGCCACCGUUCAAUUCGAGAAGAGUCACCGCGGCAUCAAUCUCAUUGCCGAACCCGAGGGCAAAGGCGAUAUGGAGGCUAAGCACGAGCACGUGGACUUGUGA
This is a messenger RNA of Annulohypoxylon maeteangense, 1557 nucleotides long. RefSeq names its product general substrate transporter. The transcript is spliced from 3 exons. Gene Ontology annotation, biological process: transmembrane transport; carbohydrate transport. NCBI's taxonomy places the organism in Eukaryota, Fungi, Ascomycota, Sordariomycetes, Xylariales, Hypoxylaceae. Gene Ontology annotation, cellular component: membrane. Gene Ontology annotation, molecular function: carbohydrate:proton symporter activity. The coding region runs from base 1 to 1557 and encodes 518 amino acids. The record is from RefSeq and is a predicted model, not a curated record.